This is a messenger RNA of Onychostoma macrolepis, 2813 nucleotides long. RefSeq names its product CDC-like kinase 2a (gene clk2a). NCBI's taxonomy places the organism in Eukaryota, Metazoa, Chordata, Actinopteri, Cypriniformes, Cyprinidae. Gene Ontology annotation, biological process: regulation of RNA splicing; protein phosphorylation. Bases 1061 to 2038 code for a protein of 325 amino acids. The transcript is spliced from 11 exons. Gene Ontology annotation, molecular function: ATP binding; protein tyrosine kinase activity. The record is from RefSeq and is a predicted model, not a curated record. Gene Ontology annotation, cellular component: nucleus.
UACUCCCGCGACGCCUCGCCCAGCUACGACUACCGCCGGGGCCGCGACCGGGACCACGAGGACUCGUACCGAAGGAAAGGCAGCAGGCGUAAGCACAAACGAAGGCGGCGUAGAACCAGGUCCUAUAGCCCAUCGUCCUCGCCCCAGGAUUGGGUAAGUAUGAACUCCUUUGUUUUAUGUUCUUCUUUUUGUUGACGUUUUGUCUUUUUUGAUAGCGAUAGUCCAAGUCUUGGCUUUCAGUGUUAGCCCCAUCUGUAACAUUAAAUAGUGAGGCUCAAUCCAAUAUACAUUAAUGUUAAUAUGAGUAGUGAAUAGCUUUGUUGGGAGAGCCUCCGUAAUUAAUAUCUCAUAACUUUCAUCCAUUCUUUAUCUUGCUGUAUCUGCACACCUAUAUAACUCUUUCACACAGUUUAGAUGUCAAAAAAGAGAUUUUUUUCAAAAUGAAAGCAUAUAAAGUUGUUUCAUAAUUUCAGUUCUUUUUCAUUUUAUUUCCAGUCUCCCACUAGAGCAACCUUUUUCUUUGGAGAUGUUAUGGAUGUAAUAGUUGUGAAUUAGCAAUGCCUUUACUCAUGUGCUCUUCUAUGAGUAAAUGUUGAUGCAGGUUGCUUUUUGUGACUUUUUGUCAGGGUUGCUAGGCAGAGGGAUGAGGGGGAGUUUGCAAGCAAGCAAGAAGGGAGGGGUAAAAUGUUAUCUUUGACUUGAUCCCUUGCACUAUAUCCCUAUCGUUAUAUAUAUCUCCUCACGUGGUGUCAUACGAAUCGCCCCAUGACCACCAAACCUACCUACAACAACUACAACACUGCUCAUCUUCGACGCCGUGGCUACGGCUGCCCCCCUCCACUCUCCCCGCUCCACCCACCUCCCCUCCUCCCUCUGCGGUCGUGGCGUGACCUCUGAUCUGUGACCCUGGCUGGGGCCGAAGCAGCGGAGUGACAGCGGGACGAGGGCACUGUGUGUGAGGGACGACGAGGAGGGUCACCUGAUCUGUCGGAGUGGCGACGUCCUGCAAGAGAGAUAUGAGAUUGUCAGCACUUUGGGCGAGGGCACCUUCGGGAGGGUGAUGCAAUGUAUUGAUCAUCGCAGGGGUGGAGCACACGUCGCUCUGAAGAUCAUCAAAAAUGUGGAGAAGUACAAAGAGGCGGCCCGGCUGGAGAUCAACGUACUGGAAAGAAUCAAUGAGAAAGAUCCUGAGAAUAAGAAUCUGUGUGUCCAGAUGUUUGACUGGUUCGACUAUCAUGGCCAUAUGUGUAUCAGUUUUGAGCUGUUGGCUCUCAGCACUUUUGAUUUCCUCAAAGAAAACAAUUACCUGCCCUACUCCAUCAGUCAAGUGCGUCAUAUGGCCUACCAGAUCUGCCUAGCUGUCAAGUUUUUGCAUGAAAACAAAUUGACCCACACAGACCUGAAACCAGAAAACAUUCUAUUUGUCAACUCUGACUUCACAAUCACAUACAAUGUGGAGAAGAAGCGAGAUGAGCGUACUGUGAAAAACACGGCGGUGAGGGUGGUGGAUUUUGGCAGCGCUACAUUUGACCAUGAGCACCAUAGCACCAUUGUUUCUACCAGGCACUACAGAGCACCUGAAGUUAUUCUAGAAUUGGGCUGGAGUCAGCCGUGUGACGUGUGGAGCAUAGGCUGCAUACUCUUCGAGUACUACCUCGGCUUCACCCUCUUCCAGACUCAUGAUAAUCGGGAGCAUUUAGCCAUGAUGGAGAGAAUUUUGGGCCCUGUUCCCUCCCGUAUGAUUCGUAAGACUAGGAAACAGAAAUACUUUUAUCGUGGACGUCUGGACUGGGACGAGAACUCUUCAGCAGGAAGAUACGUCAGAGAAAACUGCAAACCUUUACGGAGAUAUCUUCUGUCUGAAGCUGAAGACCAUCACCAGCUGUUCGAUCUGAUCGAGGCCAUGCUGGAGUACGAGCCGACGAAGCGUCUCACUCUGGCUGCGGCCCUGAGACAUCCUUUCUUUCAGAGCACCAUCAGCAGCACUGACCAGAGCGCCGGCAAGAGCUGGGAGGGCAACCGUGACAUCAGUCGGUGACAAUAACAUUCGUCUUCAACCAGUGUCUCUGUCUUACGCCAAAAAACCCCGAGGACUCGCAUGCCAAGAGAGAUACCGUGGAGCUGAACUGACUUUGCAUAACGUUUUCUAGUGCAAGAGAAGCUAAAUACAGCAGAAGUAUAUGAUUUCUUAAUCAUCUUCCCAUAAUGUGAGAACAGCUCCGUGUGCAGCAGGAGAAUGUGAGGAACUUGGGACUUCUAGAAGAUCCCAGUAAACUGUCAUGUUUGUAUGUGAUUGAUUGGACAUUUGAAGGGUUUUUGAAUAAAUACUCCCUUCAAGUUAAGUUCUUCCAGCCAGUUGUUGCUAAUGAUAUUUUUGGACAGCCAUAAGCAGAGGAAAAAUCAUUUGAUGGGGGAAAAAGCAUUAACGUAACACUCCAUUUGAGAAGGAAAGUAACUGAUAAAACAGCAUCACUGUUACAAUAUUGUUAUUUAUCGGGCAAAUCUGUUUUGUACAUUUUUAGCCCUUAGCUGGUAAUCGCAGAUGCAUUGCAACACACUCUGUUUAUAUUCAGUUCAAUUCAAAGCAAGUAACAGAGCAGCAUUGUUCUGGUGAUUGUGUCCCUCAGCACACGUUUACAGUAUUUAUUUAGUGAACCAAUGUCUCAUUUUGUGUCUUUGUAUGGAUUUGACUGUAUAAAUUUGUAAAUACAAAUAAAUAUAUGUUGUGACUAUAGAAUAAAGGGCCUGUCUGUCUGCUUGCUGUGAAUGUGUUUUCACAGCGGCUCUCCAGGCAAAAUGUUUUUACAAUUACA